Molecule: messenger RNA, 466 nt
Organism: Lineus longissimus
Lineage: Eukaryota; Metazoa; Nemertea; Pilidiophora; Heteronemertea; Lineidae
Product: G-protein coupled receptor GRL101-like
Exons: 3
Coding region: 7-330 (107 amino acids)
Biological process (GO): activation of adenylate cyclase activity; adenylate cyclase-activating G protein-coupled receptor signaling pathway; hormone-mediated signaling pathway
Cellular component (GO): plasma membrane
Molecular function (GO): G protein-coupled peptide receptor activity
Source: RefSeq, a predicted model, not a curated record
GCAGAUAUGAUAAAACACAAGACCAGUGGGAAGAAGGGAGAAAACAAGGAACUAGUCGUUGCCCGCAAGAUGGCGCUGAUCAUCCUGACUGACUUUGCUUGCUGGAUGCCCAUCAUAAUUCUAGGUUUGGCUGCGAUCUCCGGGAAAGUCACGAUCCCUGGUGAUGUCUACGCCUGGAUUGCAGUAUUUGUGCUGCCGAUCAACAGCGCUAUGAACCCAAUACUCUACACACUGUCGUCUCUCGAUCUCAUCAAACUGAUAUGUGGAAAGAAAGAACCACAGUUGGAUUACUCUGGAAGCACUAGGACGAAUGUGUCUACCCGUAAGUAAAAAGGCUUUUAAAAAUAAGUACUUAUAUCAGAUAUUGACUUGCGGCUGAUCCUCCUCUUCGCUGUCCCCCAAAUGAUGCAGGGUAAGAGUGAAUCUAGCCCAGCGAUGCAGCUGAUCUCACUCACUUCCUACGAGU